This is a messenger RNA of Spirodela intermedia, 3558 nucleotides long. NCBI's taxonomy places the organism in Eukaryota, Viridiplantae, Streptophyta, Magnoliopsida, Alismatales, Araceae. The record is from the annotation of a GenBank genome assembly.
AUGAGGAAGCUCAAGUUUCACGAGAAGAAGCUCUUGAAGAAGGUGAACUUUCUAGAAUGGAAGAGGGAGGGUGGACACCGGGAGGCCCUUGUUAUGCAGCGAUAUCACCUCACCGAGCGAGACGAUUACAAGAAGUAUGCUGGCACUUCUCCCUUGGAUAAUUUUCUUCAAUCGAAUAUAUAAACUCUUUCUUUCUUCGGUUCUGUCGUCGGCCGAUGUGGUAACAAUAUUCUGCAGUUUUUUUGUUUUUUUUUUCUUAAGUCUCUUUCCCUUCUAUUAUUGAUGCUCUAGGUAUUCAAGCAUAUGCCGGAUGGUGCAGAAACUAGUCAGUAUUUUGAAGCAGAUGGAUCCAAGAGACCCUUACCGUAUCGAAAUGACGGACAUGCUACUUGAAAAGCUGUGAGUUUUAGCUUCUUCGCGUUGGAGAGUUUUUUAUAAUUUAUGAGUAAAUUCUGUCUUCUCGUAUUUUGCUUGGCUUUCCUGCCAUUGGUCUUGUACGAAACGAAUGUUUUCCUCUCAUUCUUCUAUGACACAUAGUCUAGCGUGUAAUGAAUGUAUUUCAAGUGUGAAGGGUCUGUGAAAAACUCUUUAUCGCUGGAGAUAGCCGUCUCUCUGCUAAUAAUGUUAUUUCCAUCAAGUUAUGAUCAUGUCAACUGGGUGUAGUUCAUAUUUUCACAUUUUCAGGUCCUAAUUGACGCCCGCAUUUAUUAAGUUCGAAAGCAAUGAUUUCUUCGUUUCCUGCCUCUUUGCUCGCUAUCUUUUUACUAUUCGUUGGAUUUUUUUGGUGACUUACUUCCAUCCGAUGACUAUGGAUUCAGGGGCAAUUGGGUUUAAAUGAUUUCUAAGCAAAUGUUUUUGGGCAUUAAAAUUCAGAUCUUUACUAGAUAUUGGGCGUUAUUGCAGCUUAUUUUAGAGGCCGAAGACCAUGGUAAACGCGUGUACAGGUUGUUACGCGCGCUCAUUCCAUGUAGAUAAUGAGCCUUGUCUUGGUCACAAACGUUUUUGCCUCUGGAGAAAUUCGAUGAACUGGGCUUACAUAUUUUAUUUUAUAAAGUUACCUUCAUGGAUAAGUAAAGCCCAUAGUAUAAAAUUAUUUUAUUACGGGGUAUACAAUCAAUUUGUAUCAUAGGAUAGCUUAUGACUGCUUAUCUGAUUCAUUAUUUUAUCUGGUUCCCAUUGCCAUAUAAUCUUGUGUCAUAUAAAUGAUUAAUUUACAAUUUUGUGACAUUGAAAUUCAUUCUUUUACUGUAUAUCAUGCUUCUAUGGGCGUGUGUUUUGUCGGACAGUUUAGUGAAAUUUGUUUGCAUGUGAGAAUCAGCACUGGUGCAUCUAAUUCCGAUAAGCACGUUGAUCUUGAUUUUCUUGUAGUAGAUCUGUUUCAAAGGAUGAUUGUGAAUGGGCAAACGAUUUUCAAAUAACCAGAUUCCCGUCAGACACGUUUUUGUCUCAAUUAUUAGAUCUUCCAGUUCUUGAUGAAUUUCUUUUUCUUUUACUGAUGGGAAUGAUAUUUUUUGAUGUUUUGAACCAAGAACUAGUUUUUUAUUUGGUUCUUCUUUUUUUUUUUCUUGACAUCUUUUUUACACGAGAAUAUGGGUGUUCCCAUUAUUGUUAUUAUUGGCUAUUUUGAAUUGUUUCAUUUUAUGCAGUAUGGUUAUUUCCUGAUUCUUACAUUUAUCUGUCUUGAUGUUGAUUCCAGCUACAACAUGGGUGUGAUCCCUACUCGGAAGAGUCUGGCGCUAUGUGAUAAACUAUCAGUUUCGUCGUUUUGCAGGUAUUAAUAAUCAGUCCCUUGUAGUCCUCAUUAUCGUCGGAUGAAUUGAGUUUGCGUGAUAAUUGAAUGAGUUAAUCGUUAUUUUAAUGCAAUAAAGUUUCCUAACUCAUUUAUUUCAAUUUAUAUUCGCCGUGUUUGUUUUAUUUUUAUCUAUUUGAACAAUUGAGGUAAGCAUUUCUUGAACAAGAUGAUAUGGACGUAAAUGUCAUCUGCCUUUCAGGUAAAGAUCCAAUCGGAUGGAUAUUCAUUAUCUCUGAAAAUUUCUGGGGGCCUUAGAGUUAUCUUGUCUUAGCACCAGUUCAAUAGAAUAAAAAUAAUGGAAAUAUACCAUUUCUUUAUUUAUUAGAUCAAUCAAAGUCCGAAUACGUAUUAUCUACCGAAGGAAGAUGUAUACUUUUCCACGUCUCAAACUAUAAUUUUGUCUCCCACUCUCUAGUCACGGUUUCAAAUUUCAAUCUUGUUUGACUAGUAUUCAACCCUAAUUAAAAAGCCAGCAUCAUCAACAAGAAGGAUCUAUGUCUCAAUUAAUAGAUUUAUUUCCCAGUUAGUUUUUUGUUUGUACAGUUACAUGUCAUCUCGCCUUGUUCUUGAGACAGAUGGACUUUUAUGAACAAUUUAAAGGAAAAAUUGUAAAAUCCUUGGUGGAAGGUUCGAGUCUGAGAUUAUGCUUAUAAACCUUACUGAAAUAUAAAAUCAACUUUCGCACGCUGUAUUUUUUUAAAGUAUUAUUCUUAAAUGUAUCUAUAUGUAUAUUGAAUCUGUUAUGAGCAUAAAGAUAGAGAAAAAAAUGAUGUUUCCAGUUACUUUUAUGGAUAGAUUUGUGGAUCUGGUGGUGCAUGCUCACCGGUGUUUUCAAGGCAUCUUUGUGGAUUCAGUCCCAAAAAGUCGGUGGAGGCAUCGCUUUGCCAUGCCAUCUUAUUACCCUAACUUAGUCUAUAGCCAAGGUUUCAUCUUGGUCUAUGGGGUCUCAAACACACCUCUGGCGGUGUUCCCAGUAGAAUCAUAAUUUUAGCCACUAUGGAAGGAAAAGGGGGAAGAGUCUCAACCUCAGAGAAUUAAGAAGCGGAACGGUGGGUUGUUCCUACCUAUGCAACGGCAAAUGCUCAAUCGUUUCAGGCUUGAUUUGUUUUCAAUGUUUAAGAUUUGAGUGACAUGAACUAUUCAUGUAAUAUGGAAAAAAGGUCACUGGUGUGGAUUUAUUUUUUCAAUUUUUUAGCUUCUAAAAUUUUUGUGGCCUGAAUUAUUCGUGUGGUAUGAAGAAAGCAGACCUCGGUUGGUGAUUUAAAUUUUUUAUUAUAUAUAGGAUUUGAAUGGCAUGAACUAUUCAUGUACUAUGGAAAAAAGGAUUCUGGUUAGGAAUUUUAAUGCUUUACAGUAUUUAAGAUUCUUAUGGCAUUACUUAUUCAUGUAAGAUGACAAAUGACACUGUUGAGUAUUUUUUUAUAAAAAAUAGCAUUCAAGAUCUGUGUGGCUUGAAUUAUUGAUCUCGUGCGAAGAAGAAACCACUGUUGUGGAUUGGAGCCUGCUGUAACUGGUCUGGUGUAUAAUGCUGCAGGCGCAGGCUAUCAGUCGUGCUUGUGAGGCAGAAAUUUGCAGAGCAUCUGAAGGAGGCGAUAACCUACGUAGAGCAGGGUCAUGUCCGGGUUGGGCCUGACACCGUGACUGAUCCUGCCUUCCUCGUGACAAGGAACAUGGAGGACUUCAUCACAUGGGUCGAUUCAUCGAAGAUCAAGAGGAAGGUGCUCGAGUACAACGACAGACUUGACGACUACGAUGCGAUGAACUGA